CAGAAAAUUAAAAACGGCCACACUCUGCUCAGUUUUUGUGCAUGACAAUUUUUAUUCAGCCGAUUUGCCUUUUUUGUAACGAAAACAGGCUGUCAGUCAGUAGUGCCCCGGCUCCGUAAACUGUUAAGCAGCGUUUCGCAAGUAGCAACAUAAUGUCGGCAGCAGGCUCAAUUCCGCCUCCAGUUUCCUGGGCUCAGCGCAAUGACUUGGUCUACGUCAUUAUUGAUGUGGAGUGCAAGGACAUCGAACACAAAGUAACGGAAAACAGCUUCACCUUCAAGGGCGUCAAUGUGCUGGAUGCGUCGAAGAAGUACGAGGUCACACUAAACUUUCUGCAUGAGGUGGAUCCCGAGAAGGUGACCAGCAAGAAUAUUGGCCGAUGCCUAGAAUUCACAAUACCCAAGAAGGCGACUGGCCCCUACUGGUCCUCCCUGACCACGGAUAAGACCAAAUUGCAUUUCCUGAAAGCCAACUUUGCCAAGUGGCGCGAUGAAUCCGACGAUGAGGAGGGUGGUGAUGCCAAGGACAACGGCAUGUUUGGCAAUUUCCUGAACAGCCCUGGCGGCGACUGGAACAACAAGUUCGACGACUUCAAUGUCGACGACGAGGAAGAGGAUUCGGAUGACAACAUCCCCAGCCUAUCGCAGAAUGACGAGGACGAGGAGGAGGGCGGCGAGGGCGACAAGAAGAAGCCAGCUGCUUAAACGGUGUUUAGCACUUUGGCGUAGUCGUAGCGUUGGCCGAGGCGCUUGUACCAUUAAGUCAACACGAACACAAUCACUCCUUCUCCCACGCACUCUCAAGAAAAAAUCACCCAGCCACAUCGCCCAUCAAAACAUCCGCACACGCAUGCGUACAUAAUACACUAUUCCAAUCGAAAAGAAAACCACAUUUAAUUUAGAUGAAUAUACGUAUUCAGGGGAGCAAUGUUAACAAGAAAUAACACAAGGAACAAGAUGAAUUAGCGCCGACAAGGGAAACACAUAAGUUUACGCUAGAAAUUAACAACCGGAGGAAAGCUACAACCAAUUCAUUGCAAAAUCUGAUUGCAAUUUAUUAUUUUUGUUUCCUGUAAAUAAAGGAAAUUUCAAUAAAACAAAACUAAAAACCCAAAA
This is a messenger RNA of Drosophila kikkawai, 1115 nucleotides long. It is a transcript of the gene p23, whose product is annotated as p23. Gene Ontology annotation, cellular component: cytosol; nucleus. The record is from RefSeq and is a predicted model, not a curated record. Gene Ontology annotation, molecular function: protein-folding chaperone binding; Hsp90 protein binding. Gene Ontology annotation, biological process: chaperone-mediated protein complex assembly; protein folding. NCBI's taxonomy places the organism in Eukaryota, Metazoa, Arthropoda, Insecta, Diptera, Drosophilidae.